Molecule: messenger RNA, 11463 nt
Organism: Linum trigynum
Lineage: Eukaryota; Viridiplantae; Streptophyta; Magnoliopsida; Malpighiales; Linaceae
Source: the annotation of a GenBank genome assembly
CCGAAUAGCACUCCAAAAUGAAUCACAAUCCCAAUCCCUAAAAAAUAAACCGAUAUUCGAUAAUACCAAAUAGUGAUAAAUUCGGUACGGUAUUCGAUAUAUCCCAAAUACCGAUACCAAACUUCCAGUCCUAAUUACAACACGUACUGCUACAACUCAUCAUUCUUAGCCAUAGAAUCAACCCCUCGUAUCCGUGGCAACAGUAGAGUGGGAGCUAUCUAGCUCUUGUUGAAUAUAAGCUUUGAUUAAAUAGUGAUGGUGGUAUGGUGAAUGUCGCCAACAUAGAUAAGGCCGGCCUCUCUAUAAUUCGCAAGGAUCACUAAGCCAAAUAUGUCGCCAAUCAAUGUUUUUAGCCCCACAGCUUUCCUUUUGAAUAUCAUCAUUUCUCACUAUUACUAAGGCUCCCACUUCACUCAAAUUUGAGUUAUUUUUGCUCCUAGCUACUCCUAUUUUUGUCAAUAAAUAAGAAUCUUGGGUUAUGAUGAUUAUUAUCACUAACUAAGAAACACACAAAUACGUACAUAUAUUUUAUAUCUCUAAAGUCUAAACCCCACAUCCAUUUGCUGCUCCUUAUCCCUUACAGUCGUUUUCUUACUCACCAUCAAAACUUGGCUUCCAAACAACUGCAGUAAUGGAGGGGGGAAAAAAAAAGAAAUCAUAUAAAAGUUCACACAAAUUUUUUUUUUAAUUGGAUACAUAAGAUAAACGGAGUACUAAACUGCCACUGAUUGUACACUUUUUCUUUUAAUGAAGAGUUAUACGUACACUACUUCAUAUUCAUUUACUGUAAUCAAAAUCACACUUUAAAGUUUAAGGUUUUAUGUUUUUAGACCAUCAAAAUGCUUCUACGUAGAAUUGCGCUCUUGACUGCAUAAUUCAUCUGUUUCAUUUGUAUGGUUAUUUGGAAUAUGGAAACACAGGGGAUGUAUAUAAUAUAGAUGAAUGGAAAACAAAAGUAAAAAAACAUAUGAGGUUUAUCUAAAAUAAUAUUAUACUUAAGAGUUAAGGUGAUAAUUUCGAGUUGAUCUAUUUCAUCUGUGUGUGAGUAUUCUCGUCAACCUAAUGUGUUUGGACUCCCUUUAUUGUUAGAUGCAGAAGCCGGGCAAAAACAUGGGUAAAAACUAAAAACAAUUAAACUCUUCUUACUCUUGUCUUGAAAAUUUCACCUAAAUAAUUUCCAUUUUACACAAUUGAUCUCGAGGUUUGAACAUAAAUUUUGGCGAAUGGUACCCGUCAAUUCUGUGGGACAAUGAUGCCAUUUUCAACGUGCGGAAAGAAAGAAGCUAUAUUUUGGAAGUCGGUUGAGACUUGAGAGUAGUAGGCCAUGCUGAAGCUGAAAGUUUAGGGAAAAAUGAAUAGUGGUUGGCAGCAGGCAGCAGAGGAACAAAUUAAGAAGAUAUUUGUGCUGAUUGGUUUGAUCUCGGUUAAUCACUAAUUUAUUUGGGAUUAGUGGUUAAUUUAUAAGCAAAAAAUGCAUACAAAAAUCGAACAAAUAAGGUUUAUUAGUUGAAUCGCACAUCAUCGGUUAGAUUCGUGGGUAGUUUUGUGAUUAAUCAAUAACUAAUAACAACCUCCCCAUGUUACAUUUUUAUUUUUCUCAUUUUGAAAUUAUAUAUGGUAUCUUUUCUAAUAAUAAAGUAUAAUCAUACGAAUAAUUCAAAACAAUUUAACUAUAAUUCUACCUUGUUAACAUACAAUAAUAAUAAGAAAUAGCAUCAAUACAAUACAACAUCGUGAAAUCAUAUUCCACUUCCAAAUUCCGCGCUUAAAAUUACAAAUAAUCAAACGUUUGCAUACAAUUAGCGUGUAACAACUAGCAAGACAUCAAAGACAAGCACCACAGGAUCAUCAUCAUUCACAAAAAAAAAAAAAAAAAAGAAACAAAGACUACUUGGGUGUGAGGUUCGCUCUAUCGCCUGCAUAGGAGAGUAGGAGAGGGGUGAAUUUCUCGUCUUACUCUUAAACAUACUUGCGAACUUUGAGUGGAUGGUUGUUUGCAAUAGUUGUGAAUUGAGAUGUUUAGAAUUGCAAUAUUGGUUGGCUUUGAAUCUUGUGACUUUUUGUUUCUAAAAUUAUGGUUAUUCCAGUAGGCAAUUAUAAGUUUUCUUAUCGGUUAAUAACCAACCAAAAUUACUCGGUUAGCGAUUAACCACUAAAUAAAAUACAGCUGGUCAAAACCAAACUACUAAAAAACCCAUUGAUAAUCAGCUCACACUAACCAUCAUUACCGAUUCAAUUAUCAAUUAAAACUCAUAACCGACUAACCAUUUACCACCCCUAAUCAUUCCUAGAGAGUUCAGAAAGAAAUAGAUAACCCACAAACCAACACAGCAAAGGAAAGGAAAAGGGGUCCAAUUGGAGGAAAAUAAAAUUGGGCGAAAUGGACGGUUCUGAUCAAUGGGCCCAAUACCUGUAUUUGGGAAAAAGUCAAGAAGAGUCUAGCAAUAGCAUAGCAACUACCACAGCCUUAAAACAUUUUUUUUUAAUUUAUUUAUAAAAAGACAUUGAUUAUUUUUAUUUUCUUAAUUUUGGCCCUAGCGGAGGGCAGUGGUUGAUAAAUCACAAUCACACUACUACACAUUUUCCCUCUAUCUGGAAAUCAAGCAAAUAACUAUAAAUAUUAUCAAAUCAUAAGAUAGAUAGAUCCUAACCAUGUCUAAUUAGUAACAUAAAACCAACCAAAGCAAAUGGAAGCAAAACAGAAAGGGUAGAGGAGCCCUUAGGAAGGGCACAUGGAAAUCCAUUUUUUCCCCCUUCUCCUUUUUGUUAAUUAUGGUUUUAUUGGGAGGGCACAUGGACUAGUGUGAAGCUAAAACAUGAAGGCAUGUGGAGAAGAAGAUUCACCCUUCUCUUCUUCUUCUUCUUCCUUUUAAUUCCCAUUAUCAUGGGAUUAUUAUUAAUUAAUUAAUUUCAUUUUCUUCCCCUCUGAACCAAUAAAAAGUCUUCCCACAAACGUUGUUUGCAAAUGCGGGCAUAUUAAUUAUUAUUUUUAAUUAGUAAUUAACACAAAUGGGAUGGGGUGUACUAUUCCAGAUAAUUGGGUGGUAAUGAAUAAUAACAAAUUUGUAAAGAAGAGUAUUUGGAAUCAACAAGACAUAUCUAAAUAUUAUUAUUUUUUCCAGGAUUUGCUGUCAAAAAUUUGUUUAUAUUUUUUAAGGAAAAGGGAAAGGGAACAUGGGCAUGGAUCCACCCAAUUCCAAUGGGGUAUCCCUUCAGCUUCCAACUAAUAAAGUCAUGUGAUGCUGCGACUCUGCUGCUUGCUUGUCCUUUCCCCUCUCUUUUUUUUUUUCUUCCUUCACUUAUUUAAAUUUUGCCCCUCUUUUAAUUAUUAAUUAUGUUGCAUUUCCCCACUUCCUUCACAAUAUAUAUUUCCAUGUAGGACCCUAGCUAGUUAAUAUUCCCCUACGUACCAAAGCAAGCAAGCAAACUACAUAUGUCAUACCAUUAGCUAGGGCGGUAAAUGAGUCGAGCAGUUCGACGUUCGGUUCAAGCGAAAAACUCAUUUAACAUUCGGUUCGUUUAUUAAUGAGUCGAGUUUGAGCUAUGUCUUGUUCGGCUCGCAAGGCUUGUGAGCUAGUUUGGUUUGGUGCCUUGUUGAACUCAACUAGUUAGCUUGCUCGUUUUGAAUUAGCUCAAACUGUAGUUAGCAAGCCAGCUCGACUAACAGCUUAUGAGCAAAUCGAUCAAUAGAUUAUGAGUUGACUUGUCGAUUAUCAAUUGAAUUGUUAAAAUGAUAUAUCUCACCACAUAUGAUGUUUAGUAUUUUCAGUACUUGAUGAAAAUAUCUCAUUUAUAAUGUAAAAAAAGUUAUGUAUUAUAAAUUGCUUAUAUACUAAUACUAUUAAAUAAUAAUUGUGAACUAAAUAAUAUAAUUUUGAGCUCGAGUCAAGAUCAUGAGCUGAUUGAUGAUCCACGAGUUCGAUGUUGAGGUUGAACUCUCUGCUCAUUAAUGAGUUAAUGUCAAGUUGAGUUCAAGUCAAAUACGAGUCAAAAUUUCAAUAAGUAAGCUGAGUUACCUAGUUUGGACUCAAUUUUCUGAUAAACGAGGCAAAUUUGAGCUCAGCUAAUUUACUAAAGAAUUAUACCCAAACUACAUCAAAAUUUCACUCGACUCAUCUGCAUCGGAUACAUACACUAGGAACUAGGAAAACUCAUGAAAACAAAAGAAAAGAGGGAAAAAAGUUCCCUAUCCUAUACAUAUACCCAUUUCUUCCUAUUUACUAUUUAGAUAGAAUAGAUACAUCGAUCCCUAGUAGAAUAAAAAAUAUAUUUCUGUAGGGAGGGAAGAAUAUACUUACUAAUGAUUUUGCCAAUCACAAGCCUACACUUUUUCACACAAACCCACUAAACUACCUAGCUAUCUAGCUAUGAUAGAAAAAAGGCAAACAAUAAUUAAAUUUAUUAAUCCAUUCAUUCAUAUUUUAUAAAUUUAUUAGCAAGAACCCUAGCUAGCCUUUCCCAUGCAUGCACACCACCUGCUUUUCAACUUCCCUUUUCCUUUCCCCCUCUCACUUUAAACGGUUUCUUUUGGGGGGUUUGGUUAGGUCAAUGGAUCAAACAGUAUUCUGCUAAGAAAAUAUAUAUGGGUAGCUUCACUUUUCAUAUCCACAAUCAUUCUGCUUCCUACUAUGCAUUUCUCCAACAAUUUGAUUAUAAUUCUGACUACUGUUGGUGUUAGAAAAUCUUAGCGUGAUUCAAUAAUCAUAGAUCGAAAAGAAGUUGUACGAUCACCAGGAUGUCGGAAGGACGCAGUUAGAUUUUUUCCCCCACUAACAACUGAACUAGUGAUUUGAGAAAUAUCUCUAACAUCAAAUAUCCACUAUUACAUGACAAUUAUUUGAAUAAUAAUGCAUAACUUAGCAUAUUAAUGCAAAAACUGUGUUGUGGAUGGGAGGGUUUUGGCAUGCCUAGCUAGUGUCACAAUCCAGACCCAAUUCAGUUCCCCCUGGCCUUUAAUUUUGAUGGGUUUCAAUUCUUUGUUCCAAUCACUUGAGAAAGAAGACCAGUGAAGAAAUACAGCCAGCAGGAGGACAGGAAGCUAUUGUAUAACAUCACUGUUCAUUUGGGUCCAUCUCCAUUUGAAAAAAAACAAUACUUGAUAUAUUCCCUUUCAUGGGUCCAAUAUGUGUCUCCCAACUUUUUUACAUGCUAGAAAGGGGGGAAAAGUGAGAUAGAGAAAGAACAGUAGUAGUAUAUUGAUGUGUUUUUACCAUCUGUUUAAUUUGUUUCUGAUUUUCCCUUUUGUACUUUCUUUCAUAUUCUGUGAUUUGAUCACAUUUUUUUUGGGUACAAAGCCACAUAAUUCAAUUGUCCACCAUAUUCCCACUAUAGUGAUAACAGUAUCAACAAUGUGUGUACAAAGAGUCUUGUCACACUUGGGGUUGUUCUAUUGGUAAGUGGGUGGUGGUGUGGAGCUUCAGUUUCUCUUACCUGUUCGAUGAAAUGCCUCACUGAGAAAUCACAUCUCCAUCUCCUGCCUCUGGUGUGCUGGUUUGCUGUAUUUAGGCAAUCAGGCAGUAAAAUUUGUAGCUUCAUCAGCUACAGGGGAGCAUUUCUCUGUCAAUCAGAAACAAGGAGAAAGAAGAAAACCAAUUUCAAUUCCUAGCUAUCCUUUGUUUCAGUGUGUGAACAAUGGAAAUUGUACAGAAUGGACAGCCAGGUCAAAAACAGAAAAGGGUAAUCAUCAAGUAUACUUUUUGGGUAGCAAAAAAAAAAAAAAAAAAAAAAAAUUGAUGGGGGUAAGUAAAAUGGUGGACUGCUGGUAAUUGUAACUUUAUGAAGAUGAUUCCUUUCUUUACUUUUUUUCUGUUCUUUCAAAGGCUUCAUUGAUUGAGCUUUUUGAAGUUUUCAAUUUCCCCAUGUUUUCAUCUGAUCGACACCCAGAAGAAAGAAAGAAAGAAAGAGGGCCUCUGCUUUUUAUGUAAGGAUAGGACAUGCACUUAUUCUGUCAUUGAAAAAAAAACACAACUGUUAUUGUAGUUACACAUGGUUACACACGUAUUGGUAGGGUUUUAAUUCAGAUGAGAUAAUCAGUGCACGAUGAAAUGAUCGUCGAGAGGCGGCCCUGCUACUGCAACUGUCAUGAGAGAAAGAACACAGCAAUCCCUUUCACAGGAGCUGUGCAAUAUUGAUUAAAGACAAUGUAAGGAACAGAGGCUAGCUAGAAUCAUAACAUAUCAUCAUCAUUGUCAUUUGUACCUACAUGUAUAUAUAUAUAUGCCAUUAGCAAGAUGCCAAGGUUCAAAGAGACAAGUCAAUCUUCGGUACUAGGGUUUGUUCGAACCGUCCCGGUUCGGGGUUAACCGAUAAUUAGAUAGGUUUCCAUCACAUGUGUGCUGACCGAAAUCAAUCAACACGGGCUACACAACCCGUCUCGAAUGUUAAAAAAGCACGUCGUGACAACCUUCAUACAUUCGUGUUAUUCCGGGGGGAAGAAUGGUGAUGAUAUUUAGCUAGAGUAGGAUAGGGUAAGGUAGUAACUUGUGCAACAUGUGAUAUUAGUAUUAGAAUAUUGAUGGGAAUGAGCUAGGGAGGUGAGAAUGGGGGGGAAGAAGAAGGUGACGAAUGCCAUUUCCAAAUUUUGGAGGCAGUGAGUGGCAGAGGUGAGUGGGGGCAGAAAGACAAAAAAGACCAGUGGGUUUUUUUGCUAGGACUUUUUCCCUUUCACAAACACACAACAAAGCCAUCUCUCCAUUGCACAAUUGACGCAAAGGAAGACAGAGAGACUGAGGUGAAGGAAAACUGAUCAGAGUAUUGAAAGAAAGAAAGAAAGAAAGAAAGAAAGAAAGGGUUGAGGGAUAAUGGGAUGGGAAAGAGGUUCUGGCCCUGAUGCAUGAUACCUGUUGGUGGGUUAGGUAGCAACCUCUGCCCCCCUCUCCCUCUCUUCCAUUGGACCCAUCUCUCUCUCUCUCCUCACAUUAGAUUCCCUACACUGCAUUGCCCUUUCCUCUCUCUCUCUCUCUCUCUCUAGCUAGGGCCAUUUGAGAGGAGGAAAGGAAAGGAAAGGAAGGAUGCAGCCAAAUGAGUUUUUUGGUCACUUAGCUCUCAACUCUCAAGCAAGCAACCUCCUGGCUAGCUUAAAUCCAUCCUAGCACCUUCUUUUUUGAUCUCUUCUUCUAUUCAUAAGAGGUAGAGGACAAAGUAUAGCAUAGAUGAUAGAACAACUAGCCUUGUCAUUGAUUGUUUUUCAUCAUAAUCAGGAUCAAGCUAGUGUGAACAAUAAUUUGGAGAUGAUUGCUUCUUCUCUUUUUUUUACUUUAUUAGUUCCCUUCCCUCUGUGGCAGCUGAGAGUCACCCAGUUCAGAUUAAGUUCCCAAUAUAAUAAUCAUCAGAGUUACCAAGAAAAGAGGAAUAUGAUUGAAUUAAGUAUUGUAAUUAUGGAACAAGUGUCCUUUCUUAAGAACAAACAGCAAUUAGUUUAUUAUGUCUGUUAAAAGCAUAUUAGGAAAAUGAAAAGAGAGAAAGCAGAGAGGGUUGAGAGAUUGAUUAAUGCCCCUUGAAAAUGACAUUGGGAUUUGUGGAACUUUCUUUGCAUUGCUAUAUUGUAUUUGCAUGGCAGAGCCACAGACACCAGCACCACCAUUCCAUCCAUGCAGGCAGAGGCAGAGGCAGAGGCAGCUAAGCAAAGCAAUAUACAUUAUAAAAUAUCACACAGCCCACACAAGUUGGCACAAUUCUGCAGAGAACAUGAUUUCAGCAGUUCUUUGACAGUCCUCUCAUUUUUUUUUUUUUUAUUACUUUGCUGAUCUAUGAACACAUAUUUCCAUCCUCUUCUAAUCAAAAGGGAAAAAUGGGUGGGUGAAUCUCAUCCUCUAGACAAAAGUAAAUCCAGAGAGGUUCUUGCUUACUUCAAGAAAAGGGAGGUCACAGUCUGAGUACUGUUGAUUGAUUUGACUAUUUACUGGUAUUCAGAGAGUUUAUUUAUUAUUUAUUUAAAGAUGGUAUUCUUUUUAUAAUAUAAGAAACAGUAAACCCACACAGAAAAACAAGAGGAUUCCUUCUUCUUCAUAUAUAGAGAAGCAUAACUACAGAAUCACCAUCUUCCCCUUCCCUCUCCUUCCUCUUUCUCUCUCUCUCUCCCUUCUUCACUCUAAUAAAAGCCCCCAUCCAUUCCCCUCUUUCCAUCACAAAAUCUGGUAUGAAAGAGAAGCUAUUAAUAACUCUUCUCCAAGGAAAUUGAUAAGCUAAGGUAUAUAAGCUGUCUAUAUCAUCAACCCUCUUUGCCCAAAUACCACUUCCCUCCUAUCUUUCCCUCUCUCUCUUUCUCUUUCUCUUUCAGUUUUUGAUCGAGAUUCCACCUUUCUGGGGAGGGGGAAGCUACACAUAUCACACAUCCUGAGAAAAAAGUCAUUCUGCAAUCUCUUCACAACAACAGGAAGCAUGAGAAAACCAGACUGCUAUGUUCACUGCCUGUGAGAUUUGUGGCAGAAAGUCCAGUACUACAAGGAGCUAGGAUAAUAUAAAGUCAAUGACUUGCAAUGGGAUGGCUUUCUUCCAAACAAACUUCAUGCUCCAAACCCAUCAUGAUGAGGAAGAAGAAGAUCAACAUCACCAGCCUCCAACUACUCUCAACCCAAUGCUCCCUUCCUGCACACCACAGGACUUCCAUGGGAUGGCAUCAUUUCUGGGGAAGAGAUCCAUGUCAUGUUCAGGGAUUGGAGAUCAUGAGUUAGAUGGAGUUAAUCAUGGAGGGGAUCAGCUGGAUGAGCUGUCAGAUGAUGGGUCACAGGCAGGGGAGAAGAAGAGGAGGCUGAACAUGGAGCAGGUGAAGACAUUGGAGAAGAACUUUGAGUUGGGGAACAAGCUUGAACCAGAGAGGAAAAUGCAGCUGGCUAGAGCUCUUGGGCUGCAGCCUAGGCAGGUUGCUAUUUGGUUUCAGAACAGGAGGGCCAGGUGGAAGACCAAGCAGCUUGAGAAAGAUUAUGAUGUCCUGAAGAGACAGUAUGAAGCUGUCAAAGCUGAUAAUGAAGCUCUUCAAGCCCACAACCAGAAGCUUCAUGCUGAGAUAUUGGGACUGAAAAGCAGGGGACCAACACAUGAAGCAAUCAACCUGAACAAAGAGACUGAAGGGUCCUGCAGCAACAGAAGUGAGAGCAGCUCAGAUAUCAAGCUGGACAUCUCAAGGACACCAGCAGCCAUUGACAGCCCUCUAUCAAGUCAACACCCAACCACAACAACAAGCAGUGGCAGGCCAUUCUUCCCAACUACAUCAUCUCAUCAUCAUCAUCAACAACAACAGCAUAAUAAUGUUAGGCCUCCAUCAGCUCCAUCUGGUCUAGUACAACAGCUUUUCCACAACAACAACACCACUUCAUCUUCAAGUCAACACCAUCCUCAAUUAGGCCUCCAGUGUCACAAGAACAUUGAACAGAUUGUGAAGGAGGAAACCCUAACCACCAUGCUCUGUGGCAUGGAUGAUCAGUCUGGGUUUUGGCCAUGGCUUGAGCACCAACAGUUCAAUUGAGAACUUGAUGGUGAUGAUAAUGGUGAUAAGUUGAAGAGUGAUUAGUAACAAGAAGAAGAAGAAGUGGGGCCAAGAUUGGAUAUUGAUUGUACAACUAGCUAGCAAAUGGCAACUUCUGCAUACAAAGUUUUACCACCACCACCUUCUCCCCACAACCAUGCAGAAGAAGAAGAAGAAGAAGAAGAAGAAAGUUUGGUAAUUUAAUAUUAUUUUUUUCCUCCCAAGUGUUUGUUAAUUUUUGAAUGUUGAUUAUAAAGAGAAAGAAUCCUCCUCCCAUGUGCUGAUGGUGCUUAAUUAUAAUAUAUUUGGGUGCAUAUAAACAAAUAGGAGGUUAAGGAGGUGAUGAUGAAGAAGGUGCUCUUGAGUCUCAAGUGACUGAUAUAUUUUUUUUCCUUUGAUUUGUUUUUUCUUUAUUUUCUUUAUUUCUCCAGUGAAUUGAGAGGGAAUAAAGAAAAAGGGGUUUGUGUCCUUUUUUUUUAGUUACAGUUUUCACAUACCAUGUUCUCAUUUUUUUUUUCUUUUCAUUUUGGUUGUAGUUUGUUCAUUCUUAUCAUCAAUCUCUCUUCUGGGUUUUUUUUGUUUUGGUUUUUUGAGAGUUACUACUGAGUCGGCAUCUAGUUUCUUGCUUGUUAAGUAUAUCAGCAUUGACAAUCAAACACAUACAUACAUAUAUUUUUGUUUUUAUUAAGCUUUUUGAGCCCUAUCGUACUCUAGUUCUUCGGUGUUAAUCGAAUUACGAUUAUAUGUUAUCAUCCUACGUUAUGUUGAUAGUCUUAGGGUCAGGGGAGACAAAUUUUCUGCAGCUAAUAAAAGGGAUGAAUGAAUUAAAACCCAGAAAGUUAAAAAAGAAAAAAUGGUUUUCUUUGUUAAGGAAUGGCAUCAAAGCUCGCAUUCCCAACACUGCUAAACACGACAAACAGCAAAAGAAAGGAAACUGUGAAAGAGAACAAAAAAAGAGGGGUAGGGUUGGGAAAAGGAAAAUGGUGUAUAUAGUUCCAGUGAAGGCGACACUAGUUGCCAAGCUUUGCUGCUUCAAAGUUUUUUCCCGAUUCAUGUAUGCGCCCAUCUCCUCUCAACUUACUACUGUUCACACAAUUGAUAGAUCAUCAAAAUAUCGCCUUCAUAUACACAUCAACAAUGUACAGCUAGCGACUAUACAUCCCCCUCAUUGACUUGUUACAGGAAAAAAUGUCCAGCAUUCCUAGCUAGAGAGCUAGCUAUACCGCGGUCGUCUUCGAUAUGGUGUGUUAAGUGCAUCCUCCUCCUCUGCGUACGUAAAACGCGCGCGACGCGAGACUCGAUCUGAUGGGUUGUGUGAUGAGUUUCUACCUCGCCAUGGAGGAGGAUGCGCUUACAUAUGCAUCAGUCGUGCUAUAGUGCAGGAAGGUCCAUUUCGAGUUAGACGUGGAGGAAGGAAGGAUAUCAAAAGUCUUUUAAGGGUCGUUUUUUGGUGUUACAUUAUUAUUACGAAAGCGAUGUGUUAUACAUGUUUAUUUGAUUUGUUAUUUUUUGUAGAUUCGGAGCCGCACACUAGAGAUUUGCACAACGCAACCAACACAUGCAGCAACAGUAGCAGUAGUAGAGGAAAUAUUAAUUAUAUUAUAUAGAAAUUGAUGAGAGGCUGUUACGUUGCUUCUUGUGAAUGGAAAGAUCGAGGAGGAGAGAAAAGGGAUUCAUGUGACUAACCCACUACUACUACAACGAUACGAUUAGGGGUGUCAGUUCGGGUCGGGUUCGGUUACCCGAACCGAAACCCGAAAAACCCCGAAAAUCCAAACCGAAAAACCACUAAAACCGAACCCGAAACCGAUAAGGACUUGCGGGUUCCGGUUAUCCUAAACCCGAAAAUUUCUUAUCGGGCUCGGGUUCGGUUAAAGCAAAACCGAAACCCGAACGCCUAAGAAUACGGGUUGAGUUCUAUUCAUUGGAGGUUUUUAGCCGGAACCCGAAAAACCGGUAAGCAAAACCGAAACCGAAACCAAAAAACCCGAAACCCGAAA